Messenger RNA from Perkinsus marinus ATCC 50983, 570 nucleotides. RefSeq lists its product as hypothetical. Lineage: Eukaryota; Perkinsozoa; Perkinsida; Perkinsidae. Gene Ontology annotation, molecular function: translation elongation factor activity; GTP binding; GTPase activity. The transcript has 4 exons. Gene Ontology annotation, cellular component: mitochondrion. Gene Ontology annotation, biological process: mitochondrial translational elongation. The record is from RefSeq and is a predicted model, not a curated record. Bases 1 to 570 code for a protein of 189 amino acids.
AUGAAUGCUUCCAAGUAUCUUGCUAUCUUCCAGAAUAAAAUAAGGGGUAAUGAGAUACCUAAGAACUUCAUCGCGUACAUUGAGAAAGGCUUUCGAGAGUGUCUGGAGGAAGGCCCUUUGACGGGCUCGGCAGUGUGCAAUUUGCGAAUAGUGUUGGAGGGCGGCAAGCAUCAUGAGGUUGAUUCUUCUGAAGUUGCUUUCAAAGCCGCAGCGCAAGGAGCGUUCGAGCAGGCGUUCUAUGGCGGGUCGCCGACGAUUUUACAGCCAGUCAUGAAUGUGGAAGUAACUGUCCCUACUGAUAAAACCGGAUCGUUGAUGUCUGGUAUUACGGUGAGGAAGGGCUUGGUCACGGGUUCAGAGGCACUCACGGAUUUGGAUACGCUGGUACGGGCGAAGGUGCCCUUAAGGAAUAUGUUUGGUUUUACGACAGAGUUGAGAUCAAUCACACAGGGUCAUGGUGAGUGGGCUAUGGACUUCCAUGCUUAUGAGGAGAUGCCAGCUGAUGACCAAGAGUCUGUUAAGAAGCAGUAUGUCCAGCGACGAGCAAGAGAGAAGAAGCUCGAGGAGUGA